Molecule: messenger RNA, 2148 nt
Organism: Carassius auratus (goldfish)
Lineage: Eukaryota; Metazoa; Chordata; Actinopteri; Cypriniformes; Cyprinidae
Gene: gpr119
Product: G protein-coupled receptor 119
Exons: 1
Coding region: 664-1812 (382 amino acids)
Biological process (GO): G protein-coupled receptor signaling pathway
Cellular component (GO): membrane
Molecular function (GO): G protein-coupled receptor activity
Source: RefSeq, a predicted model, not a curated record
ACGUCUAUCAGUUUCCUUUCCCCCUUUGAGGUUUUCCAAAGUUAGUAGACUGACUCCAUGCUGAUAGAAAAACAUCUGCGGCCAACAAAACAGACACUGGCACAUCAGCCCAUUUGAAAUGGAAGAAUUUAUUUUUUUGCCUUCAUCCUAAAGCCGAAUCUGAAAGAUGCACUGAGGGAUGCAAGAAUGACUACUCGCUUGGAAUCCAUCUUCUUGUCGUCUUUUCCACAGUUGGAAUAUGUUCUCUGUUGAAUUUAUCAGACUUUUUCACUGUGAUGAGAAUGGAUUUCAUGAGACAAGAGUUCAUCGGCUCUUAUCACUUUUUCAGGCAAGGAACGGUCUUAAACUUAUGAGAAGUAUCCUGAGAACAUUUCUUUAUGAAAAAUCAAGGAUAAAGAUUUCAUCAAAAGAUCAGCGUUUCUUGCACUUCGGAAGAGUUAAGUUGUAAUUUCAAAAUAAUGGUGAUUCCAUGGCUAUAGCCGCUUCCAGUAGGAAGUAUGCUCUGAUGGGAACUGGAUGGCAGCCAAACAGAACAAGGGGCAGACAAACAAAACUACAGAAGCAGUUUCUUCAUCUGAGAAAUGUAAAUCUACAUCUCAGUGUCCUUUUUUCAUCACGAAACCAUCAGGUUCUGUUUAAAUUCUAAUCAAAAUUGAUGCAACAAUGAUCGCUUUCAAUGAGACUUCAAUGGAAACCAUGAGGGAGAACUACGUAGUGACAGCACCCAGUCCAGAGCUCACAACCCCUGCUGUGAUAGAAAGAGAGGUAGUGGCCAUGGGCUGUAUUCUUAGUGCGGUAUCCAUUUUGAUCAUCUCCACCAACCUUUUAGUCGUUAUUGCCCUGGUUCUCCUCAUCCGCAAGAGGGGCUGCCAGAGCUGGUGUUUUGUCUUAAACCUAUCAAUAGCGGACAUCUUGGUUGGCGUGGCUAUCACUGGCAUUGCCACCGAUGCUCUCGAAGGAACGACGGCCUCCAUGGAGAAGGGCAUUUGUUUGUUGCGCAUGACCUUUAUCAUGGCACCCUCUGCAGCCUCCAUCUUAACCAUGUUCUUGAUCUCACUGGACCGCUAUGUAGCUAUAAAGUUACCCCUGCGCUAUUCGCAGUUAAUGAGCGGUAAGAUGAUUGUUGUGGCUCUGGUUCCCGUCUGGAUCAUCUCGAUGACUGUGGGAUUUUUACCCAUCAUUUUGAAACCGUUGCAGAAGGAAGGUUAUCACAAAGUCUGCACGUUCUUCUCCGUCAUAGAGCCAAAGAGCAUCAUUGUGGUCUUCUGCCUUUUUUUCUUUCCAAUACUCUCAGUCUUCAUCUAUUUUUACAUGGACAUUCUGAAGAUUGCCUGUGGCCAUCAGAAGCGCAUCCGUGCCCAGCAAGCAGGUUCACGCAUUCUGACAUCUAGCCGUUACUGGGGCCACGUAAAAGCUCUGCGGACUAUUGCCGUGCUGAUUGGUUGCUUCACGCUCUGCUGGUGCCCCUUUUUUGUGGUCAGUAUUGUGCAGGUAUCAUGUCCAGCCUGUGAACUUUAUGACUUUUUGGAGAACCACCUGUGGCUGCUGGGGCUCUCAAACUCUCUAAUAAAUCCCCUUGUUUAUGCUUGCUGGCAGCGGGAAGUGAGAAGCCAGAUCGGUGAGAUCUUCGCUCAUAUUAAAGUCAGGUUGUGUUGUGUGACACACUCUGAGACGGCAGACAGAUGCCCCACAGACCACCCGAUUGUCAGUCAGGCAGUAAGGUUUCAUGACAAGAUGCUAUCCACCCCAUUAAAUUACAAUCGGUCUGUCACAAUUCCUGAACAACAUCCAGAAAAUAUUUGCAACAGAUAGGAUAUACUUUUAAUCCACUGACCAUACAUCAUUUAAUGGAUGCGGAGCUCAGACUAUUUGUCCAAAUACAACAGACACUGCUUUAUUUGAACACAAUACGUUCAAAAUAUAACCAAAUCACUUAUUUCCCAUUUCCACUUUUUCCCAGUUGUAAAAUAUAUGACUGUAAUAAAGUAAAUGCUAUUUGUGUUGUAUCUUUGAAUAGGGUUUCUCAUCAUCACUGUCAUCUUGCUAACUGAUGGUUAUAUGAGCCUUGGUGGUUAUGAGCCCUUUUAAUAAGAUGUCUGUUGAUAGUGAAAUAUUCUCUGUACAAUGGUUUUGUGCAAUAUUCAUUGU